Sorghum bicolor (sorghum) is the source of this 2616-nucleotide messenger RNA. RefSeq names its product pyrophosphate--fructose 6-phosphate 1-phosphotransferase subunit alpha. Bases 363 to 2336 code for a protein of 657 amino acids. Gene Ontology annotation, molecular function: 6-phosphofructokinase activity; diphosphate-fructose-6-phosphate 1-phosphotransferase activity; ATP binding. The transcript has 19 exons. Lineage: Eukaryota; Viridiplantae; Streptophyta; Magnoliopsida; Poales; Poaceae. The record is from RefSeq and is a predicted model, not a curated record. Gene Ontology annotation, cellular component: cytosol. Gene Ontology annotation, biological process: response to glucose; glycolytic process; photosynthesis.
GUACGCGCCGUUUGAAAGGUAGGAAUAAUAUAACUGACAAAAUGUGAAUGAAAGAAGGGGAAAAAAAAUAAGAGAGGCUGCAGCUUGUCACCUUGAAGGUCACUCCGGCUGACCAACCAGAAAUAAUCGCAAUCACAGCUUUGAAUACCAGCACAUAGAAAAAGAGGUUAACAAGGGAAAUGGGGUCAAAUUGCUGUUGGUAGCAUCAGGGGCCAACAAACAAACAGCACUCUUGCGUGCCCCUUCAAUUCCUUCCUUACAAAAAGGGAGCUAGCUAGGAAGAGCACAACCUACAUCUGCACUGCACCUGUCUUUGAGGAAUCGAACCCAAGAUUAUAUUGUUGAGGAGGGAAGGGAAGGGGAUGAACGCCGACGACCUGGGCUCGCCGAGGGAGCUCACCGGGCUGCAGCGGAGGAGGGCGCUGUACCAACCGGAGUUGCCUCCAUGUCUUGUUCAGGUUUAUGAUAUGAUGGGAACGAGAAUCAGAGUGGAGUUUGGUGACUCAACAACGACCAUUGAUUCAAAAUGCGCAGAUAUCGUCGCACAGGCAUUCCCACACAUCUUUGGUCAGAAGUUGGUGCGUUUUCUAGAGCCACACAUGGACACGGUGGUCUCUGAAUCUGAUGCACAAGUCAUCCAAGAAAACUCACCAAUUAGGGUGGGUGUGGUGUUUUCUGGAAGGCAAUCACCUGGCGGGCAUAAUGUCAUAUGGGGUACUUAUGAUGCUCUGAAAGCUCAGAAUCCACAUAAUGUUCUGCUUGGAUUUAUAGGUGGCACGGAAGGCCUAUUUGCAAAGAAGACGCUGGAGAUCACAGAUGAUGUGCUUUCGUCAUACAAAAAUCAAGGUGGUUUUGAUUUGCUGGGCAGGACUGUUGAUCAAAUCCGUACGACAGAGCAAAUAAAUGCUGCUAAGGCAACAUGCUGUGAUCUUAACUUGGAUGGCCUAAUCAUCAUUGGAGGGGUGACCUCCAAUUCAGAUGCUGCUCAGCUUGCAGAGAUCUUUGCAGAGCAUAACUGCAAGACAAAAGUAUGUAGUCAAUACUCGCUCGCAUACUACUUAUUUUCCAACCUGAAAGAAAGUUUCAGAUACCUCAUCAUUUUACAGGUUAUAGGAGUCCCUGUAACGCUGAGUGGCGAUCUCAGGAAUCAGUUCGUCGAAACAACUGUUGGUUUUGAUACAGUGUGCAAGGUGAACUCUCAGCUUAUAAGCAAUGUUUGCCUCGAUGCAAUCUCAGCUGGGAAGUACUACUAUUUUGUUCGCUUGAUGGGUGGCAAAGCAUCUCAUGUUGCAUUAGAAUGUGCACUUCAGUCACACCCAAACAUGGUUAUAUUAGGAGAGGAGGUGGCGUUUUCAAAGCUCACAUUGAAGGAAAUUACAAACAAGAUAUGUGACGGAGUAGAAGCAAGGGCGGAACAAGGGAAACACCAUGGAGUGCUAGUUAUUCCUGAGGGACUAAUAGAAAGCAUACCAGAAAUGUAUGCACUCAUUCAGGAAAUCAAUAAUCUCCACAGUAAUAAUAUUUCUGAAGCAGACAUUCCAUCUCAACUUUCUCCAUGGGCCGCUGCCUUGUUCAAGUUCUUGCCAUCGUUCAUUAGGAGAGAGUUGAUCCUGCAUCAAGAAUCUGAUAACUCAGCACAGCUAUCUCAGAUCGAUACCGAGCAGCUCUUAGCUCAUUUAGUAGAAGCAGAAAUGAACAAGAGAACAAAAGAAGGAAAGUACAAGGGAAGAAAAUUCAGUUCAGUGUGCCACUUCUUUGGUUCUCAAGCCCGAGGAUCGCUACCAUCAAACUUCGACUGCAACUAUGCUUAUGUUCUUGGCCAUAUUUGUGUGCAAAUAAUAGCAGCUGGAUUGAAUGGCUACAUGGCUACUGUAACAAAUCUAAAGGACUCGACAAACAAGUGGCGAUGCGCUGCUGUUCCUCUAGCGGCAAUGAUGAGUGUGAGGAGGCACUUGCGUGGUCCUGGAGCUGUUCCUAUUGGGAAGCCAGUCAUCCAUCCUUCUCCUAUUGACCUGAAAGCAGAGUCAUAUGCGGUCCUGAGAGAGAAAGCCUCAAGCUUUCUGUUAGAUGAUUUCUACAGAACUCCAGGAGGCAUUCAGUUCGAAGGACCUGGCGCAGGCACCAAGCCUAUCACAUUGACCAUAGAAGAGCAGGACUAUCUGGGUGACAUCGAGAUACUGCAAGCCUACUUGGACAAGGUUAGGACCAUCCUGAAGCCUGGAUGCUCACGGGAGAUUCUCAAGGCAUCAAUAAGCUCGAUUGCGUCAGUAAACGAUGUGCUCAAGUUCAUGUCGGCGCCCCUCAAUACAGAGCUUCCUCUCUACCACUUCAACUGAUUUUUGAAGACCCAUCGCAUACACUGCCCUAGUCAGUGAAAAUCCAGUUGUCAUAUGACAUCAGUCCAGUUAACAAAAUCUGGUGGAGAAUCCAGAGUGCCUUCUACAACAACUAUUCUUUUGUAGCCUCUUUUUUUCUUUGUGAUAUAACCUUAUUGCAGAUACUGGAAAAGGAUCAAUAGGAUAGCUUCUACUGCCUAAACUACCUUAGCACUUACUCACAUAAUUUGAACAUUGCGCGCAAUAUGUUUCCCCAAUAAAUAUGAUCCGACAAAAUCCA